AUGUUGGCAUCAUUACGAUCAUCAAUGCUCGGAAAGGGAGUAACUUGUCUUUCUGCUUCACAGUUUGAUUCCCUGCUGAAGGAACCACAAAUGUUCAAUCAAUCAACUUCUCCUAAUCAAUUAUUUAUCUAUAAAUUUCAAAUCGGAUCACAGGAUAUCAAAUCAUUGGAUUUGUCUCGAAUGAUGAACACCCUCAAAUUCAUACAAAGUAGGGAAGAACAAACAGGGAAGGUUUUAGAGACGAGAUCAUUAAUUUCCAUGCAAGUAAUAUCUGUCAAUGAUUCAUCCAAUGAGAGGUGGAGGAAACGAGUAGAUACCUAUACAAAACACUCGGAAAAGUUCAAUCAUAACAUUCCAUUGAUGGGAUAUUAUGAGAGACAGUCGGAUGGUGGCAUGACAAGAACUCUCUAUCUGGCCUCGUUACCAUUUGUUGAAGAAGUCAAUGAGUCACACAGUCGUGCCAUUGAUCUCAUUCAAAAUUGGUACCUGUUCAAGUAUAAUAGAGGUUUAUCAACACUGAAUAAUGUCAAAUCAGUUGAAGAACUUUUAGAAAGUGGUUCGGAACUGUUAUUCAGUGACUUGAAUUGUAUUGUGAAAUUAUUUAGUGAUUUGGCUAGUGGGUUGUCAGAAUUACAUGCUAAAGGGCUCACUCACAACUCUAUUCUCCCUAGAAAUAUUACCAUGUUUCAUACUGAGGGAGGUUUUGAAUUUCUCACCACAGUUCCUUCAUUUGGAUUGGAUAAUAAUGUAGAUGGAGUGAAUGACGAUCACAUGUCUUACUUUUCACCUCAAGUAUAUUCUAGAUUUGAGGAAGGUGUUGAGGAAGUUUUCACAACUCAAAACGAUGUUUUCAUGCUUGGCACAUUAUUCAUGCGUAUUUUAUUAGGGGAAGAAUUUGAUGCCAAACAAAUUGAUUCUGACUAUUGGGAUUCAGAAAUUGGUGAUUUCAAAAAGACAAUUAUUGCUCGCUUUGGAAAGAUUGCAACAGGAACCAAAAUUGAAAUUUUAACAGAUUUGGCAUGUAGAUGUGUUUCGCCAAGUGAAGAUUCUCGACCAACCAUUGAUGAAAUUGUUGGAAUUUUAACACCCUUGGUGGUACAAUCAUAUGGAGCCAGUACUCUUCAACGAAGUUCGUCACUAUCUUUUGGCCAACAACAAGACGAAUUGGCAAUUAUUAGAUCCAUGGACGAAUCUGAUGAAGAUGACUUGGAGAUGGAAAAUGAAAUCUAUGCCGAUUUUGAUGAGGAGGAAGAACAAGAUAUUCCUCUACAAAACAUGCAAGCUAAGGAAAGUUCUAUGGGUGAACUUCCAGGUUCUGUUUAUCCACCUUCACUUCAGUCAGAGAUUCCAUCUCAAUCGCUUGUUAUCAACUCAAAAGAAGGUCCUCCUCCACCACCAUCUAGAGGAAGCGUAGUUAGCAUGGCACCACCAACACCUUCUCUAACAAGAAAUGUUUCAUCUGAUAAGGUAAAACAGAUUUCUAAAAAAUCUGAUUCUAAACAAAGCAGUUCAUCAAGCUCAACACAAGAAUACGAUAUGUUAUCUAGGACUACAUCUAACAAGCUUUCAACUCCUACUGGUGCAGUAUCAUUUACUACCAGUGCUGCUACAAGCAGUUCGUUCCAACCGUAUUCUCCAAAACCAACUAUGGUAACAGCCAAUAUGAUAGCAUUUGAGUCUUCUGUACCAAAAUCUGAUUUGAAAGAAGAAAUGAAAGAAGGAGAAGCAAUCAAUGAAGAAAGGAAUAGACAAGAAGAAUAUCAAAGGCAGAAAAGGUCCAAGAACAUAUACGGAGGGUCAAGAAGAAGAGCUGUCGAGGAAAACAAUGAACUAAAAGCAAAGAAGGAUCAAAUUGAGGAAGAGAUUAAUGAAGAGGAAGAAAGAAAAAAGCAAUUAGAAAAACUCAAAAAGAAGAAACAAGCACGAAAGGAAGAGAAGCCACAGAUGAACAUGGAUAAAUCAUUAAGUAGUGCACCUAGUAGAAAAACUUCUCACUCAAGCCCUAAAAUACUAUACGAUGAUAAUGAUGAUUCGUAUGGUGGAGGUAUGGAUAGAGGUAUUGAUAGAUUGGCUCAACAAUCUGCAAAGUUAGACCAGACCCGUGAAUUAAGGAGUGAAAAGUUUUUAGAGGAAAUUGAAACACAAGAAAGGAAAUCGAAAUCAAAAUCUUCCUUUUCAUUUAGUUGGAGAGAUUUGCUUUCCAUUUUCAGUUUCUUGUCAAGAAUUUUUGGAGGUUCUAAGGCUAAAGCAGAAGCAUGUGAACCAACUAGUACUCCAUUAUUUACUCCAAUCACCCAAGACAAGCCAGUUAUUCUUGAAACAGAGGUAGCACAACUUGAUGAUUCCCUCCAAAAGAAGGAAAAAUAUAUUGUUCAAAAGCGAUUGAGUGAUGGCGCCUCAGCAAUUAUUCUUCAAGUUAAAGACAAGGACACUGGUGAUGUUCAUGUAAUGAAACGUUUUAGAGAGGGUGUAGAAAGUGAUUAUUUAAGAGAAGUCAAGUGUCUGAAACUCUUCUCUCACAAGAAUAUUGUUCAAUUUGUUGAUAAUUUUUCAUAUACUGAAACAACUGAUGGAAAAUCCGUUAAGAGUAAUAUUGUAAUUAUGGAAUAUUGUACUUUUGGAGACUUGUACAAGCUGAGUAUGAGCUUUACAACUGGAAAACCAAAACCAAUGAGACCUUUAAGAAUGCUCAAGUUUACUCUUCAAUUGUUUGAAGCCAUUGCCCAUAUUCAUGAAUAUGGCUUUGUUCACAGUGAUAUUAAACCUCAAAAUAUCUUCCUUGCAAAAGAUGGAACUCUCAAAUUGGGAGAUUUUGGAUUCACUGUUAAGGAGAAGGAUACUGUAGCCGGUGGAACACUCCACUAUCUUCCUGUUGAACAAGAAGAAGGUCAACCAGCAGUUCUCGCCAGUGAUUUGUACAGUGCAGCAUGUUCCAUGUUUGAAGUGUUGGUAAAAAAGAAGGUGAGCUUGAAGAGUAAGCAAGGAGCUCCAACAAGUUUUGAAGAGGUUUGGGAUCAACAUAACAAGAAUAACAUUCACUUCCACAGAAAAAAGUACAAUCCACAUGCUAUGGGACUCUUUGAGGUUUUCAAGAAUUGCCUCGAAACAGAUCAUACCAAGAGAAGACCAGUUAAGGAAAUUGUAGAAACAUUGAGAGGUUUACUUCAAAACCACUCUGCCACUAUGGUUCAAAAGAGAUAUAGAGGUUAUCAUGCAAGAAAGUCGUUCAAGAAAUGA
This is a messenger RNA of Naegleria gruberi, 3237 nucleotides long. RefSeq lists its product as uncharacterized. Gene Ontology annotation, biological process: protein phosphorylation; mitotic DNA damage checkpoint signaling. Gene Ontology annotation, molecular function: ATP binding; protein binding; protein serine/threonine kinase activity. The transcript has 2 exons. Bases 1 to 3237 code for a protein of 1078 amino acids. The record is from RefSeq and is a predicted model, not a curated record. NCBI's taxonomy places the organism in Eukaryota, Heterolobosea, Eutetramitea, Acrasida, Naegleriidae. Gene Ontology annotation, cellular component: nucleus; cytoplasm.